Messenger RNA from Meleagris gallopavo (turkey), 757 nucleotides. It is a transcript of the gene CFD, whose product is annotated as complement factor D. Lineage: Eukaryota; Metazoa; Chordata; Aves; Galliformes; Phasianidae. Gene Ontology annotation, biological process: proteolysis. The record is from RefSeq and is a predicted model, not a curated record. Gene Ontology annotation, molecular function: serine-type endopeptidase activity.
GGAUAUAAAACCAAUCCCCAUCCCAUCCCCGGAGCAGCCGUUCACUGCAGCCAUGGGGCCGUGUGCUGCUGCUGGGUCUGUCCUCAUCCUGAUGCUGGGGGCCGUGGUGGAUGCACAGCCCCGGGGUCGGAUCCUGGGGGGCUCGGAGUCGCAGCCCCACCUGCGGCCCUAUAUGGCCUCGUUGCAGCAGGACGGGCAGCACGUCUGCGGGGGGUUCCUCAUCGCCCCCCAGUGGGUCCUGAGCGCCGCUCACUGCACCGAGCAGAUGGGAGAUAAACGCUUCCAGGUGCUGCUGGGUGCUCAUUCACUGACGGAACCGGAGCCCCACAAACGGCUGUAUGGGGUGAGGGCACAAAUCGCCCACCCCGGCAGCAACAUCCACAACAACCGGGACGACCUCCUGCUGCUCCAGCUGGAGGAAAAAGCGGAGCUGAACGAACACGUGAAGGUGCUGCCGUUCCAACGCGAGGACCGGGAGGUGGCGGCCGACACUUUGUGCGAUGCUGCGGGAUGGGGGACGGUGACACACAGCGGGAAGCGACCGGAUCGGCUGCAGGAAGUAAAGCGUCCGGUGAUCAGCAGAGAGCUCUGCAACCACCGCACCCGCCACGACCGCACCAUCACCGAGAAGAUGAUGUGCACCGACUCCCGUAAGAAGGAUACCUGCAAGGUCGGAGCCCUGGGAGGAGAUGAUCCCAUGCGGGGCUUGGGAGAGGAGUGGGAAGAUGCUGGGAAGGGGUGAGGGUGUGGGGUGGGG